This is a messenger RNA of Cyprinodon tularosa, 4083 nucleotides long. It is a transcript of the gene or129-1, whose product is annotated as odorant receptor, family H, subfamily 129, member 1. The coding region runs from base 1076 to 2011 and encodes 311 amino acids. The record is from RefSeq and is a predicted model, not a curated record. The transcript has 2 exons. Gene Ontology annotation, biological process: G protein-coupled receptor signaling pathway. Gene Ontology annotation, molecular function: G protein-coupled receptor activity. Gene Ontology annotation, cellular component: membrane. NCBI's taxonomy places the organism in Eukaryota, Metazoa, Chordata, Actinopteri, Cyprinodontiformes, Cyprinodontidae.
CAUAUAGCUGAAGAUAGCAAUGUUAUAAUCUUGAAGGAAAAACUGUUGCCAUUUUCUGAAAAAUUGAUAAAUUCAUAUGUAAUGUGUAUAUUUUAGGGGAAUCGAGUAAUGCUUGGAUUUUCUCUUAAUAUGUAUUUAUCUUUUGGAUCAUUUAUGAUUUUAAAUGCGUGAAAAAAGUCUUUUGAAAUGUCUUCUUGCUUUAUUUUCUAUAUUUCCACAAAACUCUAAUCAAUAGUCUUUGGGUCAAACUCAUUUUAGAAGUGAUGUAUUAUUUUCCAUGUGCUGCUGUAGGACUGUUUCCUUGGAGAAGAUCUGAGAUUGAAACCCUGGCAUGGUGUCUUUUUUCGUCUGAGUACUCCAACUUCCUGUGGAUGUGAGGUUGAUCAGUCUAUCUAAGUUGGAUUUAGAUGUAUUUUUCUGUCCUGUGUGUCACCCUACAUUGAACUGGUAACCUGUACAGGUCUAACUCCCUCUCGCCUAGAGACUGCUGAAAGUAGGUAUUGGCUGCCUGGUGGACAAUAAAAUAUAAAAGCAAAGAAAAUUGAUUAUUUUGUUUUUCCUUUAAUGUCAUAUUUCAUAUUAAACACAUUAAAACGUCUUAAUGCUUGUGGUUGAAAUGUGACAAAUUAAAUUUUAUAAAGCUUAAAGGCUAUAUGUGCUUUUUUGGCAUAAUGCAUUUUGGCUAAAAUCCCUUUCAGAACGUCACACAUGUCCUUUUAACCGAGACUAUUAACAGAGAACAUGAGAAGGUCCUUUUUGUUUAGUUCUAUUAUCUGGAAAGUUUCACUUUUAUAAAAUGCUUUAUGAACCUUUGUUGUUUGCCUUCCUCCCCUCUGAAAUCUGUCGUUAAUGAGAAUCAUAUGACUUGACGCUGACGAUGGCGCUGCGUCUCUGGAGAAACAAGGUGCAGCUUUACAUUCUGGAAUGUGACCAGAAUAUAUCAUUUAAGGAGGAGAUUCUUCCUGAAACCUUUCUCACCAAAGCGAUGACGAAAAGUAGAGAAAUUAGUAGAAAAAAAAUGAACUCCUCUGGCUGAUUAGGGCAUUGUUAGGCAUGCUCUAUUCACAGCUGCAAAAUGCAGAAUCUGACUGAGCUUUCUCCCAAUGCAACUUCUCCAAAAAGCUUCUCUGUGAUUAUAAAGGUCUGUGUGGUGAUCCCAUUUUUCUGCAUCUUUCUGUGCUGCAUCGCUGUCAUGCUACAGAUCUUUGCCUCUCAGAGGCAGUUUUUGGACAUUUCACGUUACAUCCUGUUUGCACACAUGUUGAUCAAUGACACCCUGCAGAUCCUGUCCUCUGUGCUGCUCUUCCUCUUUGUGAUGGGUCAGGUGAAGUUUCCCCUCCUGUUCUGUGUCCCUCUGCUCUUUGUGUCCACCGGUACCUUUCAAAACACCACCCUGAUCCUGGCGGCCAUGUCUCUGGAGCGUUACGUUGCCAUUUUCUACCCCCUGCACCGCCCGGCCUCCUGGCGUUCUGACCGUAUUUGGAUUAUUAUUUUGCCUCUGUGGUUCAUCAGCUUCUUAUUCCCCAUCAUCGAGUUUUUUAUCGAGAAACACAAUCCAGCUUUAGAUAUCUUGUCUUCCAACAUGCUUUGCAAAGCUACUGUUAUCAACUCAUCCCCGAUCCAGGGACUGUACCGGCUUGCCGUGAAUGUGCUUUUCUUCACAGUGGUUGGUGUUAUCAUCCUCUUCACCUACGUGAGGAUUUUGCUGGAAACCAGGAAACUGAGGCAGGACAGAGCAUCAGUAAGCAAAGCCAUGCACACUGUGUUACUGCAUGGCUUCCAGCUGCUCCUAUGCAUGUUGGCUUUUACCAGUCCCAUUUCUGAAACUCUUGUGCUGCACAAAAAAUGGCCGGCUGAGGAUGUAGCCUUUUUUAAUUUCUUCUGCUUCAUGUUGAUGCCUCGCUUUCUCAGCCCACUUAUUUAUGGUUUCAGGGAUCAGAGUCUGAGGAAGCACAUUGGGAAAAUGUUCCACUGCUACGCACAUAAAAAUGACACCCUUUUCAAAUAUUGAUUUUGCCUUUAAUAAAAAUUGAACUGUCAGAGAAAUAAUAUGUUUUAUUUAUGUGCAAACAUAGUAUGAGCAGGUCCUCAAGUAUGAGUGCUGUCAAACAACUUUAUUUGGAAAGAUCAAUCAAAAAAAUAGGAAUACUAAGAAUGUUUAAAUAAUAGAGGAUUUUAUGUUCUGCUCUUGGGGGUUAGCAGGGUUUCCUAAGCACCUAACAGUAAAAUACAUUUCUUUUUUAUAGGAAAUAACUUAUAACAUACAUGUCAUAAAAUGUCUGGCAAGAUUUCAAUCUGUUUUCCUGGCUUGCAAAAGGUACAGUUAAGAUUUAAUCAGCAAACUUGUUUUUGAGACGUUUUCUCCAAACUCGACUCCUAUGUGAUGCAGAAGCUGACUGAUGAAGCUAAAGAAAAAUAAAGAAAUUAAAAGUCAUGCAUUGUUAAAAGUCAAAAGAACUGAAAUAAAUGAUUUUGUUGUAUGUUGUGAUCUCACAGCAUUGACAUGUUUUCAACUCGAACAUAGUUAUAUUGUCCAAACCUAUUUGAGAAUUGAAAAUACAACCUUUUUUGAUAAAUAAGUAAACAUAUGUAAUUCUAUCAUACCAAAUACUAAAAAUUCAAAUUUCUGUUUCGUUAUCAAAUGAUGCUUUAGUCCUAUACCUGUUAUAAUGCUUUAAAAUCAACAAGCCCUUGUUGUUUAGAAAACCUGAAGAAUUGUGUGAUUUUUCAUAAAUGAUUCUCCAUUUCUGUUCUCCUUCUCACUGUACACCAAUUCAUUUACUUUAGAAAAUGUUUUUUUCCUUUGCAUUGUUUCUAUAUUUGUUUUUGAGGAAAGCCCAAUUUGUGCAGACAAGAUCAACAAUGUUUGCAGGUCAGUCUCUGUUAACCAUAAACCAAACGGAGGCGGUGUAUCUACGUAGACAUUUCUCAAUGGUAGAUCUGUCUGUCCUCUCACCUUUUAUCAGUCAACAAAUGAGGGGCUGAAGGUGCAGAAUUGUUUGUCAACUGUGUAAAUCAGUUAGAGAACAGUAAAUAAAAAGAUUUUAAAUCUAUAAUCUACUUAAAAGACUUACAACACAUUUUGCAGCUUUCCUUAACAAAUACAGUUCAUUGCUUAUAACAAACUAAUACUUUCAAAGAACAAGAAUUGGAUUCUUAGUCUAAAUUUAAGUGAAUCCCAUAAUUCAGUCAGUAGAUAUACUUUGUGAAACUCGAAGGAAUGAGAAGGUUAUUCAUUCCUUUGAAUCAGGUGAUGGACUUUAAGCACACAAAAGGCUCCAGGAAACCUGUCUCCCAGGACUAUGGUUUGACCGCCAACCAUAAUUUGUAAAUCUGUUGAAUAUUUGACUUCUGCAAAAUGUGUAUAUUUUUCCAACAGUUUCUUGUAUCAAUCAAGCUUUUAGCUACUUCUUAUGAAUUUUCAAUUGUCCUGACUUUUUAUAGCAAUUUGCAAAAGAAUUCAGAGGUAGUAGUUUUCCAUUAUUCUAUACACCUUGUGCAAUUCACCCAUACUACUACAUAGCAGAUAAAAAGCCACUCUUGAUGACCCCCCAAUGCAUAUCAGAUGGUACAUUGUUCCUUGUUUGGAAACCCAACCUUUACUCCAAAUAAAUCUACAUCUCCUAUCACAAUAAAAGUUUUCCUUCAUUAUGCUUCCCUGAGGGGCUGCUGUACAUUUCCAUCCAGUUUUAAGCUUGCCAGCUGGUGCCUUUUUAAUAGUCCUCUCAGUCCAGGUUGAUUCUUCAUGUUUUUUCAGGAUUUUUGUAAUGCAUGGUUGUAAGGCAGCCAAACAUUAAAGCAAUGGCUGCAAUUCUAAAGUCAAGGUGCAAGGGACUAGAUUUAUGUAUGAAUUUGAGCCUCUAUGUAAUGUGAAUUAGAGUUAAAAAUGUAAAUCUUUUCAGUUCUUUUCUAAAAAAAAAUAAAAUAAAAAUUUACAGCUGUAUUUUGUACAGUCUAUCAUUUAUAGCCCAAAAUGAGUAAGAAUUGAACUGUCAAUUAGGUUGUAAAAACGUCAAUGGACAUUGAUGUAAAUAUCAUUUAAUUCUGUCCUGUACAUAACUGUUAAAUGUUAAAACGAUUAAG